Melopsittacus undulatus (budgerigar) is the source of this 1221-nucleotide messenger RNA. It is a transcript of the gene NR2E3, whose product is annotated as nuclear receptor subfamily 2 group E member 3. NCBI's taxonomy places the organism in Eukaryota, Metazoa, Chordata, Aves, Psittaciformes, Psittaculidae. The coding region runs from base 1 to 1221 and encodes 406 amino acids. The transcript has 8 exons. Gene Ontology annotation, biological process: anatomical structure development; positive regulation of transcription by RNA polymerase II; cell differentiation. The record is from RefSeq and is a predicted model, not a curated record. Gene Ontology annotation, molecular function: RNA polymerase II cis-regulatory region sequence-specific DNA binding; nuclear receptor activity; zinc ion binding.
AUGGCUGCAUCACCAGCGGGGUCGGGGGUGAGCGCCGGCCCGGAGGAGAGCCCCACGGGUCUGAGCCCAGCCCCUGGCAAGGCGCUGAGCCCCGUGCUGCUGUGCAAGGUGUGUGGGGACACCAGCAGUGGGAAGCACUAUGGCAUCUAUGCCUGCAACGGCUGCAGUGGCUUCUUCAAGCGCAGCGUCCGCAGGAAGCUCAUCUACAGGUGCCAGGCGGGGACAGGGCUGUGCCCGGUGGACAAGGCUCACCGCAACCAGUGCCAGGCCUGCCGGCUCAAGAAGUGCCUGCAAGCCGGCAUGAACAAGGACGCUGUGCAGAACGAGCGCCAGCCCCGCAGCACGGCCCAGGUCCGGCUGGACAGCAUUGAGCUGGAUGCUGAGCUGCCCCCUGAGCACGUGGCCACCACUCGUGAGGUGCCACCAAGCCCCUGCCCAGCUCCUCGCGGUCCCAGUGCCACCGCUGCUGUCACCCCUGGUCCCCAGGCUUCCACACCACCCACCAACCAUCGCUUCAUGGCCAGCCUGAUGACAGCAGAGACCUGCGCCAAGUUGGAGCCUGAGGAUGCCGAUGAGACAGUGGAUGUGACAGGCAGUGAGCCGGAGCGGACAGCGAGCGAGUACCAGGUGGCACCGUACCCAGCAGCCAGCCCUGAAAACGUCUAUGAGACUUCUGCACGUCUCCUCUUCAUGGCGGUGAAAUGGGCCAAAAACCUGCCUGUCUUCUCCAAUUUGCCCUUCCGUGACCAGGUGAUCCUGUUGGAGGAAGCGUGGAGCGAGCUGUUCCUGCUCUGUGCCAUCCAGUGGUCCAUGCCUCUGGAGAGCUGCCCGCUGCUGGCUGUCCCUGAGCCGGGCCCUGGGAAGCUGCUGCCAGCUGCCUUGGAUGUCCGGGCACUGCAGGAGACCCUUGGCCGCUUCAAGGCACUGGCUGUUGACCCCACUGAAUUUGCCUGCAUGAAGGCUGUGGUGCUCUUCAAACCAGAGACCCGAGGCCUGAAGGACCCUGAACAGGUGGAGAACCUGCAGGACCAGUCCCAGGUGAUGCUGGGCCAGCACAACCGUUCUCACUACCCUGGGCAACCUGUCAGGUUCGGGAAGCUGCUGCUGCUCCUUCCAGCACUGCGCUUCAUCUCCUCUGAGCAUGUGGAGCUGCUCUUCUUCCGCCGCACUAUCGGCAACACCCCCAUGGAGAAGCUGCUGUGUGACAUGUUCAAGAACUGA